CCUCAGUGUAGUGACAGGGUUUGUAACGUCAGUCUCGUGCAUGCCUGCUGUGUUUAUGUGUGUGUGUUGGAGGAUGUGUGUGUGUGUUGGUUGGCUGGCUGUAGGAGUUACCAUCGGAGCUCCUGCAGACAGACAGACAUUUUCUGAUCCUCCAGGCUUCCUAUAAUCUGUCAGAUUAGCUGGAUGAGACGGACCACCUCUCUCUAGUAUCUUCUUCUUUAUUUAUUGAAAUCGUCACUCAGCAUCAUCGAUUCGUGUCUGUCGCUGUCCGCGGUGCUGAAAGUCGGAGAGGCGGAUUUCUACCUGUUAGCUGCUCCGGUGCUGUGCAGGAUUGUGCAGGAUUGUGCAGGAUUAUUAUGCAUCCUCUGGAUCUCCAUCCUCCACAUCUGAAUCUGCAUGCCUACUGACCUACUUUGUGCAAGUUGGGGGGAAUAAAAAAGAAGCGACGCAGAGGAGAAGAGGAAGCAGUGUGGAAGCUCUGAGGAUGAAGAUGAUGGUGAUGGUGAGAUGAACUUCCAGUGAAACGCAGGAGAGUUAAAGGAGGAAGAAGAGCCAGAGGUGUGCAGAGAGACAGAGGAGGUUAUGACCGCGUCUCUGCACCUGGACCUCGGGCUGCUGCUGCUGCUGCUGCUGCUGGCCUGCUGGAUAACACCAGGGAUGGUCGGAGCCACUGUGCCAGCAGCCCCGGUGAACGUGUCGGUGACCCAGCUGAGGGCGCACUCGGCCAUGGUGACCUGGAACGUCCCUCAGGGAGACACCGUCAUUGGAUACUCCAUCUCACAGCAGAGGCAGGACGGCCUGAUGCAGCGCUCCAUCAGAGAGGUGAACACGUCCAGCCGCUGGUGUGUGCUGUGGGACCUGGACGAGGACACGCACUACAGCGUCCAGGUGCAGUCUGUUGGGCCGCAGGAUGACAGCCAGCCCAGCCGAGCCGUCCACUUCAGGACUCUGGAGAGGAGCGACCAUUAUCCAGCCGGAGUCCUGGACCACAAUGAACCGGCCAUGGAGGGUCUGGGCAUGACGCCUCACUUACAGACGGGAGAGCUGCUCAUCAUCACCACCGUGCUGCUGCUGUGGGCAGCCGUCAUCGCCCUCUUCUGCCGACAGUAUGACAUCAUCAAAGACAACGACUCCAACAGCAGCAAAGACAAAACCAAGAGGCCGCUGGUCCGAGCCACGCCCUCCUACUACAACGCCUCAGCCGGCAGCUCGCCCAUCUUGAACAAUGGCGCCGUACGCAGCAGCAGGCUCCACAGAGCCUCCUCCUCCAUCAGCAUCAUUAGAGUCUAAGUCUGGAGGUUCGGUGCUGAGACUCUUUACUGGGUGGAGUCAGGGAUGUGCAACAUCUGCAGGAGGAACUUCAGUGGGAUUAUCAUGACGGAUGGGGAAUUUAUAGACCUGACUGAGGCUCUGAUUUAAUGUAAAAUAUGGAGAAUGUAAGAAGAACUCAGAUGAAUCUGUGGAGAUUAUGGACGACUGCUGCUCUCUAGUGGCUGAAAACUGCAGCUUUAAAACUCACAUGGGAACUCGUGCACGCUGCAGCUUUUUAUAGAGCUUUUCCAGCGUAAAAGGACGCCUUCUGACCUGCAGCCAAACUCACUUCCUGUUGUACAAAAAACGUCUUAUUUCCAUUACUUCCUUCUCUCUGAUUUCAAAGACUAAUUGUGAAUAUUUGCCAGCAUGUCGGCCUCAAAUUAAUUUAUAAGAUCUGUGAAAUAACUUUUGGUUUAACAUAUGAAUGCAAGAGUGUGUGUGUUUACAUUCCUACUAUUUUGUGAGAUUUCUACAUUUUACAUCACCUUCAUCUCCUAAUCAAUAAUCAGAUGUAAAGUAUUACAGUUAAAAUAGUGUAUUAUAUGUAAUUAGAAUAUGUAAAUAGUGCAAAUUUAAUGUAUUGUUGAUUUAAUUGUCAUUCAAACACAUUUGAAUGUAUGGGAUGAUGAAUUUACACUGUAAACUUUCAUAACAUUUACAGAUGUUUAAUCACUCUAUAUUGUUAUCAAUAGUCUGACUAAAAUUGAUCAUCAAACUCAUCAAAUUAUGUUGUUUAAAAACAUCAUUAGCUUAUUAGCAUACUUCAUACUUACUUAAAAGUAAGUAAAAUUACUAUAACAUUAUUAAAAACCCAAGGGCAAGGGUAAGCCUAUUAAUCAGUCAACAUAGAUUAUUGAUUGAACUUUUGUUUUUUGGUAUUGUUUGAUUAUAAAUUACACAAAAUACAGGUGUAAAUUUAACCAGAAUCACAUCCAGAUACAAUUCAGAUUAUAAUUAUUAAAGCUGCACAACAUUUAUUAAAAUAAAUAUGGAGUCAAAGGAGUCAUAAAAAAGAAUACAUCUAUAAAACAAUAAGAAAAUAAAUAUGGAAAUAUAAAGAGGAAUGAAUAAAAAAUAAUAAAUAAG
Sebastes umbrosus (honeycomb rockfish) is the source of this 2400-nucleotide messenger RNA. RefSeq names its product fibronectin type III domain containing 4b (gene fndc4b). NCBI's taxonomy places the organism in Eukaryota, Metazoa, Chordata, Actinopteri, Perciformes, Sebastidae. The transcript is spliced from 7 exons. Gene Ontology annotation, molecular function: protein binding. Bases 583 to 1290 code for a protein of 235 amino acids. The record is from RefSeq and is a predicted model, not a curated record.